AUGUGGGAAUCUGAUUCUGAUACAGGGUCCCGCAGCGCGUCUUCGGACGGGCUGCGGAGACGCCAAGGAUGGGAUCCCGAAGCGGAGAGUUUAGCCUCACAAAUGGAUGAACUUGACGAAGUUCUCGCAGAGGAAGAAGAUGGAUGUCCUUUACCUUCGACUCCUGAGGAUCAACAUCUAUUGGACGCUGAGAUGGCGGAAGUGUUGAAAGCGGGCGUACUCUCUGAUGAAAUUGAUCUUGGUGCACUGGCACACAACGCGGCAGAACAAGCCGAGGAGUUUGUCCGCAAGGUCUGGGAAGCAUCCUGGAACGUAUGCCACUUCCGGCAUCUGCCUCGCUGGCUACAAGACAACGAUUACCUCCACAAAGGUCACAGACCGCCGCUACCCUCGUUCAGCGCGUGCUUCGCGUCAAUAUUCCGGAUCCACACGGAGACAGGCAACAUCUGGACACAUCUACUGGGCUGCGUGGCUUUCAUUGGCGUCGCGAUCUACUUCCUGUCGCGUCCCUCGAUCGAGAUUCAAAUGCAGGAGAAAAUGAUAUUUGGAGUAUUCUUUAUAGGUGCCAUAGUGUGCCUUGGCUUCUCAUUCGCAUACCACACCCUCUAUUGCCAUUCGGAGAUGGUCGGAAAAUUGUUCUCUAAAUUGGAUUACUGUGGUAUAGCCCUAUUAAUUAUGGGCUCAUUUGUUCCAUGGCUUUAUUAUAGUUUCUACUGCCACUACAGACCUAAAAUUAUAUAUUUAUCUGUAGUGGUUGUUUUAGGAAUGCUGUCAAUCAUUGUAUCACUCUGGGACAGAUUCUCAGAGCCUCGCUUACGACCUCUUCGAGCGGGAGUAUUCAUGGGUUUUGGUCUGUCAGGCAUUGUGCCUGCCAUCCACUAUGGUAUCACAGAGGGCUGGUUCAGUCAAGUGAGUAAAGCCUCACUGGGCUGGCUGGUUCUGAUGGGCUUGUUGUACAUAUUAGGAGCUAUGUUCUACGCCCUGCGAGUACCUGAACGCUGGUUCCCAGGGAAGUGUGACAUCUGGUUCCAGUCCCACCAAAUAUUCCAUGUUCUUGUGAUUGUAGCUGCAUUUGUGCACUACCAUGGUAUCAGUGAGUUGGCAUCAUACCGUGUGACAGUUGGGGAAUGUUCUAUGCCUCCAUCAUCAAUUGCAUUCUAG
Messenger RNA from Spodoptera littoralis (African cotton leafworm), 1161 nucleotides. The record is from the annotation of a GenBank genome assembly. NCBI's taxonomy places the organism in Eukaryota, Metazoa, Arthropoda, Insecta, Lepidoptera, Noctuidae.